GAGGAGUGGGCAUCUGGGUCGCACAUGAAGACACGAGGAAAAGCUAUGAGCUAGAUCUAACAGGCCAGAGUCUCGCAUAUCCCCACAUACUUCAACUCCCUGAAGACUAGUCAGAAUGUUCUGCCCGGUGACUUCGACAUCUUUCGAAGGUCGAACGAUGCCCUUAUCUUGAAUGCCACCAUCACCUCCAGCAUCUUGAUGCGUACUUCAACCGUAACACUCUUAGCAGUUCAACGUCAACCAUGGUACAAGUAACGGACGGUCUUUUUGUAAUCUUCAUUCUGAUUUCUGGAACGAUUAUAUUCAUGAUAAAUCACCUUAACCUGAGCGGCACAAGCAUAGGCCUUCGAUCAGACGAGCUUCUUACUCUAUAUGCGAUUUUUAUCUUCUGCAUUUUACACAAUACUAAGUGUUUGAUUGCAGAUAAAGCAAGCCUAGUCGAAGACUCGCCCCCAGCAUCCUUUCUUACCUGGUCCAUGUACGUGCUCGGCCUCUGUGUAACGUCCUUGUCAGGGCGAUAUUUUCCAAUGAGCACAAUUCUGUUCAAAAUGUUACUCCAUCGUCUCCUUAUACUACAUACCAUCUUCUCAGAUGCGACCUUCUCUGAUGAGAUUAAAAUCCCGCUUUGUGGCAUCAUUUUUGUACCAGUGGUCCGUGGGAUCCCUAGGACCAUUGAUUUGGGCUUGGAAGCGGGUGCGUCAAGAGAGACGAAACGAGAGAAAAUCUUCAAGCUCAAGUUAAAUCAGCUGGACAGUACUGCUGUUGUCAAUUACUCAGUUUUCAUUGGCUUUAACAUAGCAAUGCGUCGUGCACACUCCUUUGAUGCGGACGCAUACAGAUAUAUGAGAAGUGAAAUUUGAAAUGAGAAGACCUGCCCUAUUCAUAUUCUUUUCGUUUGUGGCUCGUCAGUGUUUACGUCCGAGGACGUCUGGGCAUUCUAUCGUUGGAUGGCCGCGCUACCCGAAGUGUGCCAUUUCCAGCCAGUACAGUCAACCCCGGGAAAAUGUAAAACGAUAACCCCCCUUCCCAGUACGUCGAUUUGGGGGUUAAUUGUGGGCCAGGGUAUUAACUACUUGUAAUUGGC
This is a messenger RNA of Hyaloscypha bicolor E, 1084 nucleotides long. RefSeq lists its product as uncharacterized. Lineage: Eukaryota; Fungi; Ascomycota; Leotiomycetes; Helotiales; Hyaloscyphaceae. The transcript has 3 exons. Bases 243 to 860 code for a protein of 205 amino acids. The record is from RefSeq and is a predicted model, not a curated record.